GUAAUGAGCUCCUUGCCUUGGCUAGCUCCAACCUUGGCCAGCUCCAACCUUGGCCAGCUUUUGAUUCGCACUUGAUUUAGGUAUUUACAUUUGCUGAGUGUAGAAGCUACGUGACAUGCAUUUACAAAACUGUAAUUCGAAAAGCCAUAAAAGAACCACAAACCCAAUGCAGACUUCAAGUUGAACCAAACCAUUAUGCUGCUACUAUUGCUGUCUCCUCUCCUAGUUGGCGGAUGCCUCGGCCAAGUGCUCUUCCCACCACAGUACACAACGCAGCGCAUUGUGGGUGGCGAGGAUGCACCCGAGGGCAUAGCACCCUAUCAAAUCUCGCUACAGGGUGCGAAAAGUGGACAACAUUCCUGCGGCGGUGCGAUCAUUGAUGAGCGUUGGAUAAUCACUGCUGCCCACUGCAUACACAAAAAGACACCGGAGGCAUUCCGUGUGCUCACCGGCACACAGGAUUUGCAGCAGAACGUGUCCAAGUAUUAUUAUCCGGACAGGAUAGUCGAGCACUGUAACUAUGAGCCCCGCAAGUAUCGCAACGAUAUUGCGCUCCUUCAUCUGAACGAAUCGAUUGUUUUCGACAAUGGCACGCAGCGCGUGGAAUUGGAUCAUGAGCCACUCGCUCCGGGCGAUUGGCUGCUGCUCACCGGCUGGGGCACUCUAUCACUGGGCGGCGAGGUGCCCGCCAAGCUGCAGCGCCUAGAAGUGGAAUAUGUGCCGCACCAGGAGUGCCGCGAGGCGCAUGGAAACAGCAGCCACGUGGACAUCGGACAUGUGUGCACCUACAACGAUAAGGGGAGGGGUGCUUGCCACGGUGACUCUGGCGGCCCGCUGGUGCACAACGGUAAGCUCGUUGCCCUGGUCAAUUGGGGCAUGCCCUGCGCCAAGGGGAAGCCUGAUGCCCAUGCGGGCAUUGCCUACUAUCAUGACUUCAUCCGCACACAUCUUACACUGCACGAAUCGGAAGCAGAAGAAGAAGCUGGAGCAGAGGCUACAACUCAGGAGCGGAGAGCGUCGAAAAGUAAAUCUCAUUGUCAUUGAUCCGACUGUUGGGGUAAAGUUUCUUACACAUCGAAUAACUGAA
Drosophila grimshawi is the source of this 1087-nucleotide messenger RNA. Its product is annotated as chymotrypsin-2. Bases 196 to 1044 code for a protein of 282 amino acids. The transcript has a single exon. The record is from RefSeq and is a predicted model, not a curated record. Lineage: Eukaryota; Metazoa; Arthropoda; Insecta; Diptera; Drosophilidae. Gene Ontology annotation, molecular function: serine-type endopeptidase activity. Gene Ontology annotation, biological process: proteolysis.